UUCUUUCCCGUGUCCAGGGAGGCAGCGCUGGAGAGCAUUCCUGGACGUGGAGGUCGGUGGAUGUCUCCGCGGAUUUGAUGAAGAACGUUCGCUUCGAGUUUGAUGCGUAGUUUUUUGUUUUGUUAUUUAGAGAGUGCGCGCACACGGACAACUACCGCUUAGGUCUCGGAAGUUCUAUAAGCUGCUCCGCUUGGAUAAAGACGCAAUAAGCGCGACUGCGCGUCGCAACUUCACUUCUCGGAAGUUCAGGGGAAGGAAGAACCGAUAACCAAGAAAAGUGCGGCGAGCGAGAGGACAGGAGGGAGAUUCUUCACUGGGAGAACGGAGAGAGGAAGAGACUGCACCAUGAAGGUCUUUCGCACUCCAUUGAUGCCUUUUCUGCUCUUCCUCAUUCUUCCUGAUGCCACCUGGUCCAGUGAGUGCCCAGACGACUGCUACUGUACCCCACCAGGCUCCAUCUUCUGUUUCCAGAGACGCUCCUCUACUAUUCCAAAGGGAGUAGCCCCAUCCACAGAAAGUCUUUAUCUCUUUUCUAAUGGCAUUGAGGGCUUGACAACUGAGGACUUUGAAGGCAUGGAAAAGCUAGAGAUGCUGGACCUCAGUCAAAACAAAUUGACUGAACUUGCUGAUAGGGUAUUUGAACCUUUGACCUCUUUGAGAAAUCUUGACUUGUCUUCCAACCAGAUAACCCACAUUUCAGAAGACUGCUUCCAGGGUAUGGAACUGCUUGAACGCCUUUAUUUGUCCAAUAAUCAUAUCGAGACCAUCCAUCCUAUUGCCUUUAUUGGCUUGGAGCACCUGCUGGAACUCAAACUGCAGGGCAACCAGCUGACAUCCCUGCCAGCUCUCUCAAUGCCACAACUACUGCUGCUGGACCUUCGUUUUAAUGUCUUACCCAUCUUGGGUCCUUCAGAUCUCCAGACCCCAAACCUUGAGUCGCUCAAAUUGGGUGGCGUGGGGCUCAUCAGCCUGAAUAAGGAGCUCAUACGUAGUCUAAAGAACCUCCACGAACUGGACAUCUCAGGCAACAAACUUGAGUCCUUCCCCUCAGCGCUAAAGGAGACCCAAGGUCUGAUUCACCUCAACAUGGCUGGGAACCCGAUGGGCCCUCUUAAGGUUCAGGACCUGCAGAACAUUGGAGAGCUGCAGGAGUUGGACAUUAGCAGCCUCAGUUUGCAGGGCCUUCCUGAAGAGUUCUCACAGCUAUUACCACAUCUCAAAAAGCUCACAGUUGCAGAGAACCCCUUCAACUGUCUCUGCACCUUAGCAUGGUUCCCAAGAUGGCUAAAAGCCCAGAGCAUCACCCUGGAGAGAACAGAGGAGACACGCUGUCAUUUUCCACCUAUCAAUGCUGGAAAGGUAUUGGAGAGACUAGAGCACAGGGAUUUGGGCUGUCCUACCACUACUACAGUCACCCCCAGUACUGUCAGAACCACCACAACCCCGCCUGUUCCUGUCACUACCUUCUUGGUUAUUACUAGAGAUAUUCCAAUCCUUAGGAGCGGUAACAAACCAGACAAAGAUGACUCUCCCUUACCCCCUGCCCUUGCAUCCCCCAGUAGCAGCAGUAUGGACCAAGGCGAGGAGCACCCUUUCUGUCCCCCUGAUACCUGUCUGAACGGGGCUACAUGUCAUUUGGACCAGCAUGGUCAGGUGGAAUGUACCUGUCCACAUGGCACCUCAGGCAUGUAUUGUGAGGUCCAAAACCAUCACCCGCCUUCACCGCCUGAAGCUGAAGUCCCCAUGGCAACUGUCAGUGUAGAUGCACCAGACAUCAGCUCACAUCAAGCAACCACGACUUCAAUCCUGCUGGACCUCCACCGCUACAUUGAAAUGCGUCCUUACAUCCGUGGAAUCCGCCUAACCUACCGUAACCUCUCUGGACCAGACCGUAGGCCGAUCCAACUAAACCUACCACCCAAAUUUCCAGAGUAUAUCCUCAGGGGUCUGCAGCCCAACUCCACUUACAGGGUGUGUGCCAGUCCACUAGGUGCCCCUAGUGGCACGGACAGCGUCUGCACUGAAGCGCAUACGGUUCCUGAAAGCAAACGCAGUCCACAGAUUGACGACCAGAGGCUGACAACUACACUGGUGCCGGCAAUCGCUAUCUUGCUACUGCUGGUACUAAUAGCAAUGGCAGUGGGAGUGGUAUGCUAUCUUCGCAGGAAAAGGGCCAAUGGCCAACUGGACCUAGAAUGUGAGCCCUCCCAGCUUGAGUUGGAUGGGGUGAAGGCUGGUUUGGACAAUGGGGCACUGCCUCAGAAACAACCCCAGCUCAUGAUCCCUGAACCUGCUGUUCAGAAUGGCAAUCUGGAGUACGAGGUGUUGUUACUACAGGAUCACUGUACAUCAAAUAACAAUAUGACUUCACACAAGCCCUCCUACUUUUGACACCUGGCUUUGACUAAUCAGACGUAAAGGAGGAAGUCUUCAGCUCUGUUUUCAAUACAGAAGGCGCCAAAUGCAGUUGUGAAAGUGGAGGUCACCAAAAGAGAAACUGGACAUGUAUUGAACUCAAUGCCCUCUUGUUGUCUUAAGUAGACUGAAGUAGAAGUUCAAAAACAUUGGUUUGGAUUUCCUCACAGUGCUGGAAUGGCAAGCUGUCAGCUCCCAUGCCGUGGUGCUGGGACUUAAAGGACAUGGUAACCUCAGGGCCUCAUUUUUCUGGUCAGAAAGUGGGUGCACUGAAAUGGGGUUGUGCUCCCAUUGUCCCAUCACGACAGUCCAACUACACUAUAUCAGCAAAUGCUUUUGCUGCAUAUUGUAACUGCUCGGGACUACCCCAAAGGGAUCUGUGCUUGCUGUGAAUUACCUUUAAGACACCAAAUGAAGUUAUGCAGAGAAAAUAACUGAUGUUUGUAUUCUUUAUUUGGCUUCAAAACGCUUUUUGUUUUUGUACAUUGUUUUAUACCAGUGUCUUUGUUAUUUUGUAUUAUUGUGCAACAUUAUGACCUUUUAUAGACCCCCCUCACCCACAUACACACUCGCACACACUUCUUGUAACUAACAGACAAAACAGCAGAUUAAAAUCUUUGAAGAUUAAAACUCGUUUUUUUCCAGCAAAGUCAAUCAAAGGGCUUUACCCCCAGAAUGUCAGACAGCCUAAGUACAUGUGAGUCCGAGUCAAGACAAAAUCCCCCUUUCUGAAGCGCUCAGUCUGCUUUGCCACCACAAAGGGAGAAGGUAAGCAGGAUUACAAAGAAACAGAGGGAAGCAUUUUAAUUAACCCCUCCUGUUUCAGUGCUGCACUAGAUUCCACACAGUCUUUUAGCUUACCCUAAUUACAGUAUGGUCUCAAAUCACUACACAGCUAAAUACUUUAUUUAUUAUUUAUAUUUUCUGUAUGGGAAAUACAGUUGUAUCCCUUAACCACAAUUCAUGUACAACGACAAGCAAAGCAAACAAUGGUUUUGUAUUAUGUUUCCCUUGAUUAAAAAUAGUAUUUUUGUUCUACCUUUUGCUCACUUCCACCUAACAGGACUAACGUCUUUAUGAUGAUGUGGAGAGGACAAUGAGACAUGCAAACUGACAGUGUUGAGAUCCAAAUCUGGGAAUGUAGAGCAAAAAAGGACUCAACGUAAUCAUUUGUGUGUGUGUGUGAGUGUGUGUAGUACGUGUUCUGUCUUGUACAAAGACCUGCAGACAUCACGUUACCAUCGGUUACCCUCUCUAUCUUCCCGCAUGUCAAGGAGUACUUUAGGCCCCAAACAACUCUACCUAAUAGGCAAACACACCAAGGACCAUCUGUGAAGUUACCUACAGUGUUCCCAGUGCGCAGUUAACAGUUCCCUGCUAGUAAUACGUCAAUACAACCCACCCACACAAACACACGCAACUGGAAUAAUUGUUUGUCAAAGAGAAUACAUUGAAGGUAACCCAAAUUAUUUUCAAUGUGAUUGUUAAUUUUUCCCUGUUUACUUUGGGAACCUUUUUGUUGUCAUUCUUUUUUUUUAUUUUGUGAACUUAUCCGUAAAAGCUGAAAGAGUGAUAUUAUCAUUAAAUGAGUAUCCAAAAACUAAA
This is a messenger RNA of Gasterosteus aculeatus aculeatus (three-spined stickleback), 4020 nucleotides long. It is a transcript of the gene vasnb, whose product is annotated as vasorin b. The record is from RefSeq and is a predicted model, not a curated record. Lineage: Eukaryota; Metazoa; Chordata; Actinopteri; Perciformes; Gasterosteidae. Gene Ontology annotation, molecular function: protein binding.